Molecule: messenger RNA, 645 nt
Organism: Pundamilia nyererei
Lineage: Eukaryota; Metazoa; Chordata; Actinopteri; Cichliformes; Cichlidae
Product: phospholipase B1, membrane-associated
Exons: 8
Coding region: 1-645 (214 amino acids)
Biological process (GO): phospholipid metabolic process
Cellular component (GO): brush border membrane
Molecular function (GO): retinyl-palmitate esterase activity; phosphatidylcholine lysophospholipase A1 activity; A2-type glycerophospholipase activity
Source: RefSeq, a predicted model, not a curated record
AUGGGAGAGGCUCUUUUUUCAGUAGAUAACUUCAUCCACUAUAUGACCGUCUCGUUGGAAAUGCUUAUGAAUGAGGUUCCCCGUAUGAUUGUGAACGUGGUUCAGAUCCUCCCCAUGCAGACUUUGAGGGAGGUGCAGAAGCCCACCCCAGGGUGUUUGCUCCAGCGGUCUUUCUGCUCGUGCCUGAUAGAGCCAGUAGCCAGAUCUCCUGAACUGCGGGAGCUGGUGGAGGUCAAUCUGGAAUUCCAGAAAAGACUCGAGAAGCUGCUGUACAGCGACCGCUUCUUCAGGGACGACUUCGCCGUUGUUCUCCAGCCCUUUUUGAAGAACGCGGACCCGCCCCGCCUCCCGAACGGGAAGAUCGAUAUGACUUUCUUCACUCACGACUGCUUCCACUUUACCAUAAAGGGACAUGAGGAGCUGGCCAAGGGACUGUGGAACAACAUGUUUCAGCCCGAGGGAGAAAAGACGAUUGUGAGCAGCUUCUCUGACCCCAUCACUCUCAUCUGUCCGCCUAUGGAACACCCAUAUAUCUUCACUCGACCGAUCGCAGCCAAGUCAGACCAACCUACCCUCCAGACUGACGCUCCAUCACCAGCAGUCAUCUUCCUGCUGCUCCUCCUGGCACAGUUUGGAGUUAUGUAG